GUUGUCAAUUUGACAUGUCAUAAAAUUUCAGAUCGAACAGCACACGUUGGUUUCAGGUGAGAUAAAAUGAAAUUCCAUUCGCUUAAGAACCGAAGAACCAAAAGCUAGUAGUAUUUCUUCAAUGAAGUUAUUGAGUCUUGCAAACCCAAAAUCAAGGUGGCUCUUUUAAAUCUCCGGGUAAUUGAAGAAUAAGAAUGUACUGAUGAUGAUGGUGAUGAUGACCUUAUUUUGAUCUUGAAUUUACAGUACAAUGGCAGAGACAGAAGUAAUUAUGUGUGUUAGACGAUGAUGAAGGUGGUGAUUUAGUAACGGAUAAUGAUGAUGAUGAAGAAGAAGAUGGGUCUGAUUUUACAGAAUCUUAUGUUUUGGUGUGAAAAUCUAAUUGUUCUUCACCAAAUAAUCUAACAUUUCUCCUUCUAAUGAGGGGGUGGCUUCCUCAUCCUUUCCGGUCUUCAUCAUCUUCCUCUAUUACUUCAUAUUCAUCAUCAGUUGAGUUCCUUGGGUGUGUAUACUUAUAAAAAUUCUAACUUUCGAUUUCCUGUUAAUUUAAUCAAAAUAGAUAUAAAUUCAGAGAUUGCUUAAGAAUAACAGUAAUCAGCCCAAAUCAGAAAAUCAAAAAAAUAAAAACAGAGCAAAAUUAAGAUGGUUAUUUUAAAAAAAGUAAAAUAUUGGGGGUUAAGUUGAACUGAGCUUAUCAAUGGGUAAUCAGAGAUUUGAAGAAGAACCCAUCAUCACUUUUGUAAUCCUAAAUGUGGAUCUGUUUAUGUUCUUUUUCGUGUGAUUUUCAAAAAAAUAAAAUCAAUGAUUACAACAUCUUUGAAACCGAAACCUAUUAUCAAUUUUCAAUUCUCAAAUCCUUACACACAAAAUUAAUCAACUACAAGAGCCAUCAAUUGGAUUUUCUUAGAUAGUAAAAGAUACUUACUUACAACCCCUAAAUUUCAUCCGAGAUAGUGAAGAAGAAGAGUAAAGUAAAAGAGAGAGAGAAAGAAAGAGUCAGAAAAUUCAUCGUUAAAGUCGAUCACAUGGGUUUCUGCAGUUAUUUCUCUUUCCUAAUUCUUGACGUGUGACGCGAGAAAUCCACAUCUGCUUGCCACGACUAGAUGACACGUCGGAACGCGUGCAAUUAGCUAGGAAAGUGCGCGUUUUCUAGCAUUUUCCUUUUUCUAGCAUUUGCAAGAGUACUUCUAUCAAUUUUCUAUAAUUCGUUUCUCUAAUCCUUUAAUCCUUGUUAAGCUCUCAUAUAAUGGCGACUCAGGGUGCUAACGAAAUUCUAGUUGAUCAUCCUCUAAUUCUAGUUGAUCAUCAUCCUCUACUGCCUCAACUAAAGAAAAAUGAACAACUAUCAAUUCCAAUUGAAGAAAUGUUAGCAAAGUUUGACAGAAGUAGUGAGCAUCUUUGGCGUCCUUAUCAGGAGCUAAUUUGCAUACACAGAGUGCAUGAAAAGCUUCACAAGGCGACGGAGCCUAGUUCAUAUGCUCCUUUAAUGGUAUCUAUUGGUCCCUUUCACAGGGGAAAAGAAUCCCUUAAAGCAAUGGAAGAAUGCAAGCUGCACUAUAUGAGAAACGUUCUAAACCGAACAAGAGAAGAGCAUAAUUUUGAUUCAAUACAAAGGGUAUUCAAGAAUUGCGUUGAAUCUAUUGGGAAGAUGGAAGAAAAAAUACGCCAGUGCUACUCGGAAACCAUCAACCUCGAAAGCAAGGAAUUUAUAGAAAUGAUGGUGGUUGACGGUCUGUUCAUCAUCGGAAUCUUCCAUGCAUUAACAGGAACGAAGCUGGUAGACGACAAGUUUUUAUUUCAUAACAUUUGGGGGAAGAAUACGCUUCUUUGGGAUCUCUUGCUCAUGGAAAACCAGAUUCCUAUAUUUGUUCUCGAACGUUUGUUCAGCCUAACAGCAGAUCAUAAGAACCAUCCAAAGGGCAUGUCCUUUCAAGGGGUUGCGCUGAACUCUUUCAAAGACAAUAUUGAGUUGCCGAGAAAAAUCAACACUAUUACCAAGUUGAAACUAGCAUCUCUGGGGGAAGAUGUCACAUUGCUUCGUAAUCAGGGAAUCAUUACUCAUACUUUGGGUACCGAUGAGGAUGUAUGUAACAUCUUCAAUAAGCUUUGUUCUGACAUAUAUUUGAAAGACGACUACUACGCUGAUAUACAUAAGAGAGUGAACAUAUAUUACUGUGACCGUUGGAAUUUCUGCAAAGCAACAUUGAGGAGAACAUAUUUUGACAAUCCAUGGGCGGGUAUUUAUCUGGUCGCUGCAACUUUGUUUCUCAUUCUUUCACUCAUAGGGGUUAUAAUAAGGUUACUUGAGUACGUUAAAUCUAAAAAGGCGCCCUGAACCCUGACAUAUCAGGGAACUGUUUGUGAAACUCCGCCUUGUUCGUGUUCUUUCCAUUAUGAUCGAACUUAAGCAAGAUGGUUGCUCUCACUUGUAGUUGUUUUGGCUUUUUAACCGUUCAGUUUUGAUUGUUAUGUAUACUCAUCUUCUUUACUAAUGCAAGUGCUUGAUUUGUU
Molecule: messenger RNA, 2511 nt
Organism: Papaver somniferum (opium poppy)
Lineage: Eukaryota; Viridiplantae; Streptophyta; Magnoliopsida; Ranunculales; Papaveraceae
Exons: 2
Coding region: 1247-2335 (362 amino acids)
Source: RefSeq, a predicted model, not a curated record